UGAGACUGAAGGCAAGACGUUUAAACUCACAAAGGACAUGGUCAGUGUGAAGCGACAACAGAAAACUCUCCAUGUGGAGGAAGUUGUUCCAAAUGUAAUCGAGCCCUCAUUUGGGAUUGGUAGAAUCAUGUACACCAUCUUUGAGCACACAUUCCAUGUCAGAGAAGGCGACGAACAAAGAACAUAUUUCAGCUUCCCUGCCACUGUUUCACCAUACAAAUGCUCCAUCCUGCCUUUGAGCGUUAACCAAGAGUUCAUCCCUUUUGUAAAAGCACUUUCUGAGGCAAUGACCAAAAAUGGUGUGUCUCACAAAGUUGAUGACUCCUCGGGGUCCAUCGGGAGACGCUAUGCUAGGACAGAUGAGGUCGGAGUGUCUUUUGGCAUCACCAUUGAUUUUGACACAGUGAACAAAACGCCACACACUGCCACGCUGAGAGAUAGGGACUCAAUGAGGCAGAUCAGAGCAGAGAUCACUGAGCUUCCAGACAUCGUCAGGGAUUUGGCCAAUGGUACAAUGACAUGGGCUGAAGCAGAGAGCAAGUACCCCAUCUUUGAAGGACAGGAGACUGGGAUGAAAAAUGCAACUAUACUGUCAUAAGCUAUUGUGGACUGGAGCACCAAAUCUCUUCAGUCCCCACAAUGCCAUGUAUUCAUCGUAUUAACAGUCGUGGACGCUUGCACAGGAACUUUCUCUUAUAAGCAACAUUUCAUUGGUCUUAUGUACAAUUUGUUGUGUUUUUAAAAGAGGAAACUGUAACUUUGCUUUCUUCAUAAGAGGAACAAUGCACCAUUCCAGGUUUCAUUCAGACUGGAUACAAAUAUUUAACUAUUUCAAUAAAACAAACCAGCACUUACUGGUCACUUGCAUUCAAA
Messenger RNA from Boleophthalmus pectinirostris (great blue-spotted mudskipper), 873 nucleotides. RefSeq names its product glycine--tRNA ligase. Lineage: Eukaryota; Metazoa; Chordata; Actinopteri; Gobiiformes; Gobiidae. The transcript has 6 exons. Gene Ontology annotation, molecular function: glycine-tRNA ligase activity. The record is from RefSeq and is a predicted model, not a curated record. Bases 38 to 598 code for a protein of 186 amino acids. Gene Ontology annotation, cellular component: mitochondrion; cytoplasm. Gene Ontology annotation, biological process: mitochondrial glycyl-tRNA aminoacylation.